This is a messenger RNA of Osmia bicornis bicornis, 2008 nucleotides long. RefSeq names its product baculoviral IAP repeat-containing protein 7 (gene Diap2). The coding region runs from base 227 to 1900 and encodes 557 amino acids. The record is from RefSeq and is a predicted model, not a curated record. Gene Ontology annotation, molecular function: ubiquitin protein ligase activity; cysteine-type endopeptidase inhibitor activity involved in apoptotic process. The transcript is spliced from 7 exons. Gene Ontology annotation, biological process: positive regulation of protein ubiquitination; negative regulation of apoptotic process; regulation of cell cycle. Gene Ontology annotation, cellular component: cytoplasm; nucleus. NCBI's taxonomy places the organism in Eukaryota, Metazoa, Arthropoda, Insecta, Hymenoptera, Megachilidae.
ACUUGUAUCUAUAUAAUGUAAUCCAUUUUUCAGUUUAUAAAUCGUGAUGUGCAAUAUAAAUGAUUGAUAUCACGUUAAAUUAUUAUGUAUCAGCUGUACUAUGAUAGAAAUUUCAACACAAAAUGUAAUAAUCAUAUGUUCUAUCUUAUAAAUUGUACUAUCUUAUAGACAUUUGGUUAAACAUUUUGUUGUCGAUAAAAUUAACAUUCGUAAAGAAACUUUGAAAAUGAAUGUUGAAGAAAACAGAUUAAGAACUUUUGCGGAUUGGCCAACAAAUGCCACGGUCGAUGCUGCUCGAAUAGCAAAAGCAGGAUUUUAUUAUAGUGGACGUGCUUUAGAAGUACAAUGUUUCCUAUGUGGAGUAAAAAUUUCUGAUUGGAAUUAUGGUGAUCAAGCAAUGGUACGUCAUCGAUUAGCUGAACCUACUUGUCCUUUUGUUCAAAAUCCUUCUAAUACCUGUAAUGUUCCCUUGUUACCUAUAUCUACCAAUAAUUCUGGAUUGCCAUCGUCAUCAGCUGACGUAUCGCAAGAAAAUAAUAUAAUUGAACUUCAAUCUAUAAAUUCUAAUCAGAGCAAUGAACCACAAAAACAAUAUAGGACUAUGUUGCAAAGAUUACAAACUUUUACCAAUUGGCCAAUUUCUUCUAUUGUAUCACCUGAAAAGCUUGCUAAAGCUGGGUUUUAUUAUCUUCAACACAAAGAUAUGGUGCAGUGUAUAUACUGUAGUGGUAUUGUACGAAAAUGGGAACUCGGCGAUGAUCCAGAUAAAGAACAUAGAAUACAUUUUCCCAAAUGUGAUUUUUAUAUGCAUCAAGAUGAAGAGGAUCAAUUAUAUUUAUCUAAUGUAAAGUUAAUGCCUGGAGCAACAUCAAACCUCACAGAAUUAGGGAUACAAACGCAUACAGCUCCUAAAAAACCAAAUCAUGCCACAUAUGAAGGAAGAUUGAGUACUUUCACUGGUUGGCCAGAGAAUCUGAAACAAACUCCUGAAAUGUUAUCUAGUGCAGGAUUUUAUUACAAUGGAUUUAGGGAUCAUGUUAGAUGUUUUCAUUGCGAUGGUGGUUUACGAAACUGGGAAGCAACAGAUGAUGCAUGGACUGAACAUGCAAGAUGGUUUCCUAAAUGUGAAUUUGUAAAUCUUGUGAGGGGUCAAGAAUUUAUCAAACAGUGCAUUAAUAGUAGACCACCUUUGGACCCAUCGAUUUUUGAAGGUGUGACAGAAGAUGAUGAUACAGACAUAACUGAAACCCCACCUGCUUCACUACCACCAGUUUUACCAGCUCCAUCAGAAAUUACAGAUGCAGCAUUGGAAAGAUUAUUAGAUAGUCCACCAGCAACAACAGCUCUAGAAAUUGGGUUACACGUUGGCAGAGUAAAAAGAGCUUUAAAAAGACGAAUGGAAGAAGUUGGAACACCAUACACAAAUCCUGACCAACUUAUAGAAGAUGUCCUUCGUGAUCAAAUUAUGGAAGAUGAUACUAGAUUACAAACUCCUGAUUCACCCUCUUCAGAAUUAACUACCUUAUUAAACCUUGUAUUAAGAGAACAAACAAAUAAUACUAUGGAACAAUGUACUGAUAUUGAAAGGGAUGAUACUUAUCAAGAAAAUAAAGAUAAAACUGACUUAUAUCCCUGUAACGGUGAAAAUUUCAAAUUAUCUGAUGAUAAUACACUUGAUAAAAAAGCAAAUGUUAAAUUGAAGGAAACAGCAUCUUUAGAAGAAGAAAAUAGAAGAUUAAAAGAAGCUCGUUUGUGUAAAAUUUGCAUGGAUCGGGAAGUAGCUAUUGUAUUUUUGCCAUGUGGACAUUUAGCAACUUGUGUUUAUUGUGCUCCUUCUCUUACAUACUGUCCAAUGUGUCGACAAGAAAUUCGAGCUACUGUUCGUACAUUUUUAUCCUAAACCAAAUUUCAAAGUAAAAGCUAUUACUUUACUUAUAUAAAUUCAGUACUUUAGUAUCUAAACAUGUAUAGUAUAUGUAAAAAUGUAUUUUUUGUACGUUUCUUUUAA